Molecule: messenger RNA, 1605 nt
Organism: Aspergillus ruber CBS 135680
Lineage: Eukaryota; Fungi; Ascomycota; Eurotiomycetes; Eurotiales; Aspergillaceae
Product: putative MFS transporter
Exons: 8
Coding region: 1-1605 (534 amino acids)
Biological process (GO): transmembrane transport
Molecular function (GO): transmembrane transporter activity
Source: RefSeq, a predicted model, not a curated record
AUGCCCCCGGGUACUGUAUACUUGGGAAAUGGACACUCUGAUAUAUGGGGUUCUAAUCGUGAUGUCAACGGACAGGUUGCCCUCCACCCGCAGCCAUCAAAUGACCCUAAUGAACCAUUGAACUGGCCCAUACAUGAUAAGGCAGUCAACUUCUCCAUCGCCUGUCUAUUUACUCUAAUGGUAUUUGCAACACUUGAUGUCGGCACAGUUACCUGGAACUCCAUGGAAGCUGAGCUUGGCUUUGAACAUGACUUUCUUACCGCUAGCUACGCAGCCGCUUUGGCUGGACUCGCCGUCGGCUGCAUCCUCUUUGCUCCAGCAGCUUUAGUAUUUGGACGCAAGCCUGUUUAUCUAUGCAUGACACUUACAAUGGUUUUGGUCAAUGUUGGACAAGCAAUAUUUAAGACGAAGGCUCAAUAUGUUGCGCUUCAGGUCUUGUCCGGACUAGCGGGAUCAAUCAACGAUACCAUUAUCCAGAUAUCGAUAUCGGAUCUCUUCUUCGUCCAUCAACGUGCAACGUUGACGGGUGCCUAUACCAUGAUGGUGGUCAUCGGCACCUACCUCAGUAUGAUCCCGGCAGGCUACAUUGUAAUGAAUCAAGGUUGGCGUUGGGUAUGGUGGUGGUGUGCAAUUCUCAACGCCGUCAUCCUUAUAUUGUUCACAUUUGCCUACGGAGAAACAAGAUAUCGUAAAUCCGAUAACUGCUUUAUUGGCGAGGAGCAUUCGACUCCAGCCAAAAUACUCGAAGAAGACACUGAUAAGAAAAGCGAUGCUGUAGCGCCUUGCUCUGAGGCCCAACAGACAGUCCCAGUCCUAUCUGAACAACAAACACCAACCCGAAAAACACAUAUACAACGCAUGGCCGUCUUCGGUAGCUUCUCAGGUUUCAAUAUCUACUCAUAUUGGCAGCACAUGUGGCGGCCAUUUAUUCUCUUCUUCCGCAUCCCAGCUGUGGCAUUUACAGCGAUCGAAUACUCCUUCAUCCUCUGCUGGGUGGCCGUCCUCGCAACGACCCAACCGAUCCUCUUCGUAAAACCGCCAUACAACUUCUCCUCCAUUGGAGUGGGGAAUAUAAACAUCGCGCCUUUUAUUGGGGCAAUAGUUGGUGCAGUGUAUGGUGGACCGCUGAAUGACCUUUAUGUUGUCUUCAUGGCUCGACGGCGAGAAGGCAUUUAUCAUCCCGAGACCCGGCUGCAUAUGCUUAUUAUGCCGAUGCUGCUUACGCCGUUGGGACUAUUUCUGUAUGGGAUUAGCAUUGCCAAGUCACAAUCAUGGAUUGUGCCCCUAAUAGGAUCAGGACUUGCCGGAUUUGGAGUUGGUGCUGUCCCUGCGAUUACCCUAAGUUACUUUGCAGAUAGUUACCGCGAGAUCAUCGCCGAAGGACUAAUUAUCAUAACCGUCGUACGCAAUGGCAUCGCCACCGCUACUACAUUUGCUAUCAACCCUUGGUUAAAUGGACUGGGGCUGCAGAAUAUGUUCAUAUCGGUGGGAUGUAUUUCCCUUGGGAUAUUGUUGUUGACUAUUCCCAUGGUAUUUUGGGGGAGGAAGGCGAGAUAUCAUACUGCUGGUUUCCACAAUGAGGUUGCUGCGGGGAGUGUCGAUUGA